Amoebophrya sp. A25 is the source of this 6287-nucleotide messenger RNA. NCBI's taxonomy places the organism in Eukaryota, Dinophyceae, Syndiniales, Amoebophryaceae. The record is from the annotation of a GenBank genome assembly.
CUUCAGAUCGGGACACCCUCAAACAUCCAAGAGCUGAUGGAAGACGGCUUUGGCCAGGCGUCACCUGCAGAACUCAAGGCUGUGAGUACUUGCAUUUUCUACUACUCGUCGUUGUUGACGCUUCGAAUUUUUAUCACACUCUUAUUGUUGUUGAUUGUAAAUUCAAUGUUGAUCUUGAUGCAAUUGAGGAGUACUAGGUUCACGGAUGAAUCAGUGGAUAGAUGAGGAGGAACGUAAAAAGCUUGCGCUUGACGGCCCAGGUAACAAAUAACAGGCUACGACGCACGCUCGUAAGCACUCCCGUAAAAACUGAACAAAUGAUCCUGGCCCAAAGUUCAGCAUCCAUUCAGACAACAUCUUCAAACUUCUCGCAUUAUACCCAUAAUUUUCUUGAAACAGGUGAUAUGUUCGCCGACAUUAUGUCUAACGCGUCUGACCGGAAGCAGCGGGAUGCAGAUGAUCUAGACAAUAUGCUUUUCGGAGGUGACGCUGUUGACGCAUUCGCUUCGCCACCAGUCCGCGAAGGGAUCGACGCUAGCAAGCUUGGAAGCGACAAUAAUUUCAUAGCGCAAUCCCUCCAAUUGCCUUCGUCCCGUCAGCUUUCCGUAGGCAAAAAUCCGGCCUCGGGGAGUAGACCCCGCUCACCGCUGCAACACAGAAAUCAGGAGGCUUCGAAGGGGCAAGACCGCCUUUCGGGCGCAUUGCCGCCAGUAGACAUGGAGAUCGAUUUCGAAGAAGGCGUUGAUGACGAUGCGGUAGACGUUUUUCAACAACACCAGUCACCUUUAUUCGAACAGUUAGCGUCACCAGCAUUUGGUCUUGGUCGUGAUCGGAGCCGACCAGCACGCGGAAGCAGCGCCGCAGCACACCGUGAUCCAUUGGGGAUGGGCAACGGAGACGAUGACUCUAUUCCUGUCGACGCCCACAUGCUCCAAUCGCUGAACGCGAGUGACCGCAGUCUCCUCGUCGAGCAUCUGGAGCGCAGUGGUCAGUUGCGCGAGGCCACGCGCGAAGAUAUUAUGCUCCUAGAAAGUGGUGGGAAUCUCGAUCUCUCGCUCCCCAGAUCCGAUGGUCCGAAAGAUGGAAAUGCGAAAGUAGAGCGUGCCGUAGACAUACAAACAGAUGAAAUGAAGGGAGGUCUUAGCUCACCCUCAGGAGGAGUUGACUUGAAUGCAGUUCAGUCGCCGCCUGCUAGCGCCGACCGGCGGGCUGCGAGCCUGCACACGUUACACGGCAACGAUAUGCAAAGUCGAUUACCGAGUAUUGUCGAAGGACAGGGAAAUAAUGUGAUCCAACACAUAGCAGGUCUUGUAGCCCCACCUGCAGCUGGAGCGGGAGAAGUCGCAGUGGCGCAGAACAAGGCACUGAUCGGCCCUGGCCUUAACAGCGAUGGCUGUGCUGCAUCGCCAAUUCAGGACUUGCGUGCAGCCGCGGGACCCCGACCGGUGGUGAGCCUCGGUGGAGAUCGCUUUCCAGAAUUGCCGCCACUCUCUGAAAUCGCGGAAAAACGCCGCAAACUAGUGGAGGAGCUCUUUCCUGGGCGCCGUUCUUCUUUAGACCACAGGGAGAACAGCGACGGCAAUGACGACGACAAAAAGGCGGCAGGGCUUCGGGCACGCACAAGCUCCUCCAUAUUGAUGUUUCCGCGGCUGUCGAACGACAACCUACUACCCGCUGAUGCGAUCGCAGGCGAAGACGCAGGCGCACGAAAAGUAAGCCGAAGAACAGACUCCCUCAUCGAGAUUCAGGAGCCUGAGUUUCCUGAUUUGGACCUCGGUUUCGAUGCGCCUGACCUUGUUGAGGGAUUACCAGAUUCAGAUAAAGCGAAAGACAAGGACGAGAAACCGCCACAAGCGCAAGAUGCAGCUCGCGGCCGUGUGGCCUCUGAUGAUAUUCAAGAUCUGCGGGGCGGAGCAAACUCGAUUGAUCGUCCUAAUCUGAUGUCUCGCAGUAGCGGUUUCGCAGCUGCUAGUGGCAAUAAUAUCCCUGCCGAAGCUGGUUCUCCUCCCGUCUCGCGGAGAUUACGCUUAUCACCAAUAGCGGUACUCCUGCACAGCUUUCUUCUGCUUGUUUCCUUACGUCUUUCAAUGAUAUGGAACUUGAUUUUCAAAUAAAUUCAUUCAUUCCUUUUCAGAUCAUAGCAAUUAUAUCAGAACCUCUUGAACCUGCGAAGUUUCUUUUACUCUGAAAAAACGUGGGUACUAGCGCCAAUUCUUCAUCUUCUAGGUAUCGAUCCUUUCGAACAAGCGAUUAUCGCCUGCUGAAAAGCGUUCGUUUCUGGCAGGUCUUGAGACUCCACAAAAUUCACAAGAGUUGAGACACUCGCUUCAACACAAACGAACUUGGUCCGGCGCUGGCAGCGUAAGACGGGACGCAAAAGACGACAGGAAUUCAGACAGCCAUAUGACAUUUUCACAAGGGCUGGAGGAAGAUCCGAACUGCCUUCAUGCAGCCUUCGGCAGCCAGAGCAGUCAGGGAGGGCUGUCGCAAGGAGUUACACCCGGUGGUAUGGACGUGUCAGGCGGUGGACUUUCACUCGGUGCCGGCCCGCUGGCACUUCCCUUCGGCGAUGUACCUAGUAGCCAGAAUCUUCGUGGAGCGCGCAGUCCAUCAGAGGACGCGGUGGACCUGGACCUCGCGGGUCGCGACAAUCUUGCCGCCUACGAGCUGAACUACCGCACCCGUAGCCGGAGGCAACUGGCUCAGAAUGUUUUGUCACAGCACGAUCGCGCAGAUCCGAAUCACCUGCUACAAGGUUUGCAAAUGGCCGACAACGAUCAUCUGCUUUCUAAGAAGGAUACCGAGUUCGUGAGCAGUGCGCCCAAGUACCAAAUGAGCCUCACUCCAGGAGGUGGGAUCGACGUCGGACUGCAACCCGGACAACGCGAGCUGCAGCCGCUUGAUCCACAGCUGAUAUCGUCGUCUCGUGCCGAUCGACGAGGACAAAACCUUGUCCCGAGCGGGGCGGUGUCGGACGCGAUGGAAAAGCCAACACCAGAUAUUGACGCGCUGAGCCAAAACGGCCUUCUGCGUGAAAAUAUUCAUGCCGGUGGAUAUCUAGACAUGGGGCAGGCGAGCUCCGCGCCAUCCUUCCCAGAGCUGGGCACAUUGCCUUCGCCACGAUUUGGGGAUGUUGGAAGCGGCACUCCUUCACUUCGUAAUUCUGGGGUAACGACGCCUGGUCUUCAGGCGGACGAAAACGAGAAGGACGUACUCAUGGGAGCAGGCGCCCGACCACUGUCCGUCUCAGGGAUGGCAGACGCAAGUUUCCUGCAAGAUGGCCCGCAGCUUGACAACAGCUUUGUGCUUGGUGGAAACGGUCCUCUGGCGCUUGUGCCAGUCGCUUCGGCUGCGAAGCGCGUCUCAGUCAGUCGCUUUCAAUCCGUCAGGAAAUUCGGCACGCCGAGUAACCAAUGGGCGACCCGCGGCCCGGUGACUGGCGCAAAACCCGACGAAAGCUUAAUUCUGAACAGCGGCGGUGGACCAAAGGGCGUGGAUGCUGAUCCCUUUCAGCCGGAUACCGCUGCCAGACCGAACGCACAAGGAGUACGAAGGAAUCGGUCAAGGAAGAGUCGCGCUGAACUUGCGCAAGAGAAGGCACUCCGAAAAAAGUCAGCGCAUCUAGUUCUCACAGAUGCGCAUUUGGACAAGCAGAAAGCAUCUCGGCAUGACUUCACACGCUUCAUGCUGCGGCAACCAGAGAUCGAAUUAGAAUUGACACUAGACCUCGCGAUGGCACCAACAAUUAUGCCAGCCACGCAUGCGUUUGCACCACUAACCCGUGACGUCCGACGACAAAACACGCUGUUGCGAAAUCGACGCCGCCUGUUCGCACUCGACCACGACGCCGAUUUCAUAUCGGCUCAGCGGCCAACAUUCUCGCACUUCUGGGCCCACAUUCAGAACGGAGCUUCUGCGAAAACGGUGGUGCGGGAUUCUAGCGACCAAGCUGGUGCUUCGAAAAAGCAACAAACCAAAGACCCGCACCUCGACCGGAGCGUCGACGUAAAUGGAUCUGCUGGAAUGGACGUGGAUUUCGACGCUGACAUAGACAUGUCAAACCUUCCGCACCACAAUUCUCUUGGAGGUGAUCACGAGCCACAAGAUCGCGAUGCACUAGGAGGAGCGUCGGGGCACGGAGGUGACGGCUUCGUGGGUAAAAUGCUUAGUCCAAGCAAGGCGGAAGGGUUCUCAGGCUUCGAAAAACUAAUCGCACCCGACCUCUCGCAGUUGCCAACGCCGCAGCUGGCCAGUCACGACGGCGAUCCCCCUAGUAGACGGUUGGGGCCAGAUGUCGACGCAGAGCGGUCUACGGAAGAUGAAGGGACCGGAGGGCAAUUUGAAGAAACAAGGGCGGAUGUGACAUUCGUUUGUGAUUUCUCUCCGUCAGACCGUGGAGGAGGCGCUGGUAUGCCUGUGACGCCUGCGAGCGAGGGCGUGGACGAGCAGCCUGGGGCCUCAGAAAACUUUAAUUUUCUCACUGAGGGAAUCGAGCUAGCGCCAGGAGGCGACGAGUUGCAGGAUGCAGAAGCAAUAGAGCGAGAAAUAGAACAAAUGCAUCGAGAAGAGGAUAAGAUUCGCUUGUGCUCACCAGUCGUAGCUGGUGGGGCUGUGGGUGCAGGAACGAACUCACUGGAGAAGGCGCACGGGGAAAAGUCAUCCUACCUUCGCAAUCGUCGUCAGAACUUGUUCAGUGCACGUCUUUUUCGACCGCAGUUUGGAAGUAGUUCAAAGCGGCUUUUUACACCGCAGGAACCACGAGAAGACCAAGCAGAUGCUGAUCUUGCGAGUGCGGCACGCGGUAGGCGAAGUCGUGUUCAAGGAGAACACGGUGGGGGAGAUCAUCUAGGUAAAAAACUUGAACAGAGCUAUGCUGCGUCACCCGUUUUCUCAGACGAUAGGAUUAGGUCUAGCGCGGGCCACCGCAAACGCGCGCGAUCCGAGUCUGAGGAAGAUCAAAGAAGCAGCCUCCGACAUGUUGACAAUCGACCGCAAGUGCCUGCUCCUACCCCAGUGCAUGUGCAUCUGGGCGCACGAAGAGGAGCAAGAAGGGACACACCCAUGAUGACACCUGAUCAAGGGUCGCUGUGCGAUGUCAUGUUCUACAUACCUUCGCCUGACUCAGCAUCCAUGAAGACGCCUGUCGGCGUGGUCGAUAACAAGUUGACUCCUGUCGGUAAAGUGCUGGCGCUGCAGCCUGUAGGAGAGAACGGGCGGCUAUCAAAGCGAGCAAGGAAUCUCAGCGCAAAUCAGGAUGACGAAAUGCAACAUUUUCAGGUGGGCGACGAUUUUCAUGUGCAAGACCAGGCUGACCAAGAGCAGUGCCGAGUCAGUUUGCCAGCAUGUAUUGGUGGCCAUAGAAGUAAACUUGGAGAUGUGGGCAUGGACGAUAUGAGCUACAACAACGAAAGCCCCCAUCUUCAGUCUGUUGACUCAAAAGGCACUCUAGCGUCGAUUCCAUCUAUCAAGCUCGACGCCGGACCACAGAUCCAACACAACAACGCCUUGCGGACAUUCAUCGGCAGUGGAUCGAGGAACCAGCUACUCCUGGGCGACUUUCUCGACACUCUGAGCGACGAGGAUGACGUUGGCCUUGCCUUCUACGAGCUCCUUGAGUUGCGCACCGAGGCAGAGGUUGACGUCAGCCAGAGUGCUCCUUUCGAACCAAUCCACAUAACGUCGAGGAUGAGUGCUCUCCGGAUUUGAACCAUGCGUGGAGUUGUUGACAUAGUACAGCGCCUCGCUGCAGUGUCUCUGAUAGAUAACGAAGCUUGCGCAGGAAAGUCUUUCCCGUUGUUAAAAAGAUGGCGUCUGAAACUACUUAAGCGAAUCGUGCAUCUUUUUAUGUAAGAUGAAUAGGGAGUUUUGAUUUCCGCCUAGAAAAUUACACUAUUGAUGCACGAGAACAUUUCUUCAAUUUAUAAUCAGUAACCAUUUUUACACCGUGAUCAUGCCAACCUUGUUUGGUAGUAAGUUGUUUUGAUGAAGUUCUUGAGUUGAACUAUUUGUCAUAUUUCUAACUACGCACAGACGCAAAGAACUUGUUGUUGAUACGUAGACGUUCUUGUAUCUCCGAGAAGUAUAUGGAGGUUUGCUAUUGGUUUUGAUGUUCAAGAUGCUGCAACGCUUGGCAUUUGCUUUGAUGUAGUCGAUCCCAUUUGACUUCCAAAAAUAAACCAAGAAAUAGAGAUGAUCAGGAGCAAGCUUUACCUUUUUGGGUCCCAAAGUUUUCACCAACUUGUAAAGGAUCACGCAAACCAUUUUUGGGUCAUUAUGUUGGAGUCUAU